Messenger RNA from Macrobrachium nipponense, 2906 nucleotides. Its product is annotated as phenoloxidase 2-like. The record is from RefSeq and is a predicted model, not a curated record. Gene Ontology annotation, molecular function: oxidoreductase activity. Lineage: Eukaryota; Metazoa; Arthropoda; Malacostraca; Decapoda; Palaemonidae.
UUGAGGACGCGAGAGGAAUUCCCUUCCAGCCGUCACCAUGGCCACAGAGCAGAGCCAAGUCCUGGAGCUUUGAAAACCGUUCCGUGGUCCGUCGGGCGGUGCGAUCUCCUUCCCCACGGGCGAGGGCAUCGGCACCCGGAUAGGCACGGGAGGUCGUCCACCCGCAGAACUCGGCUACGCCACCACCCUCCAAAGAGGACGAGUCUUCUCCGUCUUCAUCAGAGGCCACCGCAGAGCUGCGAGGAGCCUCUGCGACUACUUCAUGAGAGCACGCAACAUUGCCGAACUGACGAGCCUGGCAAAUGCAUGCAGAGAUCUGGUCAACGAGCAGUUGUUCAUCUACUCCCUCUCCUUCGUCAUCAUUCGGAAACCGGAGUUGAGACGAGUUCGAAUCCCGACCAUCGUCGAGACCUUCCCCAGCAAGUUCGCUUCGCAGGAGAUGCUGCAGCAGGCUGUGGACGAAGUCAGGAGGAAUCCUGCGAGGACGGAACCAUUCGUCAUCACCCAGGAGUUUUCGGGGACCCUCAUCAAGCCGGAGCACAGGCUCUCCUAUUGGCGCGAAGACUAUGGCAUCAACUCGCACCAUUGGCAUUGGCAUCUCGUCUUCCCCAUCGAGAUGGACAUCAGGAGGGACAGGAAGGGAGAGAUCUUCUACUUCAUGCACCAGCAGAUGCUGGCCAGGUAUGACAUGGAGCGACUCAGCCAUAGUCUCAACCGCGUGCUUCCAAUGACCGGUCUCCGAGACCCCGUUGUGGAUGGGUAUUUCUCCAAGCUGACAAUCAACAACUCUGGCCGGGCAUGCACGAGGCAAGACGACACGAGACUGAAGGACAUAAGGCGAGAUGACUUUGGCCUGGGAUUCAUCAACAUCUCCGACUUGGAACUCUACUUUUCGAGACUAAUGGACGCUGUCCAUCAAGGAUUUGCACAGGAUAGGCAGGGGAACCGAAUCCCGCUCACUGACGACCCCCCCAAGGGGGGCAGGAGGGGCAUCGACAUCCUGGGGGACGCCUUCGAGGCAGACGCCGAUCUCAGCGUGAAUUAUCCCUUCUAUGGAGACUUCCACAACUUGGCUCACGUCGUCAUCGCCUUCGCCCACGAUCCGGACUUCGCCCACAGGGAGGAGGUCAAUACAAUGGGAGAAUCGGCCAUAUCAAUGAGAGACCCGGCCUUCUACAGGUUGCACAAGUUGGUCGACGAGUUCUUCCAAAAGUACAAACUGCAACAGAGGCCCUACAACAACGAAGAGCUGGGUCUACCCGGCAUCAGGGUGGUGAAAAUAGGUGUUCUCCAGGACGGGGUUCCCAAUAACCUCAGGACCGGAUGGAAUCAGCGAGAGUUCGAAGCUGGAAGAGGACUCGACUUCGGAGGAUCGGCUCCGAUCCGUCUCAGGUUCACCCACCUGGAUCACAGGCCAUUCGAUUACCAUCUGCAGAUUAUGAACACUCUGCCAGCUGAGAAAGACGUCACCGUCCGAAUUUUCUUAGCCCCUACGCUGGACGAGAGGGGCAACAGAAUGAGUUUCAUGGAUCAGCGUCUCCUGUGGGCGGAGAUGGACAAGUUUGUGACGAAAUUGACUCCGGGCGAGAACAAGCUGGUGAGAUCGUCACGUGACUCCUCCAUCACCGCACCACCAGAGGCCACUUUUAGGGAACUGGAGGCGGGACUCGAAAUCACGUCUGGAACGCAAGCAGGAGUUGAAUUCGGUCAGUGCGGCUGUGGGUGGCCCCGGCACAUGCUUCUGCCUAGGGGCAUGCCCCAGGGUAUGGACUUCCAGCUCUUCGUGAUGCUCACUGACCAAGCAUUGGAUAAGGUUGAACAAGUAAUCCGAGGCAGGCCGUGUACCAACGCCGUCUCCUACUGCGGCAUCCUAGACUCCAAAUUCCCGGAUGCCCGUCCCAUGGGCUUUCCCUUCGACCGCAGGAACCCUGCGAUGGUCAAUGCAAACGUCAUCCAAACAGUGGGAGAGUUUGCUGCGCAGUUCGAUAACAUGGUCAUGGAGGACAUCAAGAUCACCUUCGUCGGGAACCAGCUGCAACAAACAUAGCCGCUAUGGUAGAAGGUUCAGGAAGAUCAUGUGGCAGUAUCGUUUUCAGGAGAGUGUUGUCAGGAGGGCAGUUACGACGGGCAGGACUAGCAGCCUUGAUGAUUUUUAGGGAAUAUUUUCCCAUCCCGAACACACUAUACGGCUCCAGGUCAUUCCUGGCAUUGGAAAAUCCUACAAAAUCAACAUAAGCAGCAAGAUUAACAUAACCCAAUGAUCGUCAGGCAAAUGCUUGGAGACACCCCAACACUUUUGUCAAUGAACUCACCCUGACUAUCACGUGGAGACGUUACCCUAGUAACUGAAAACGUAUGAAUGAACAAACAGUGAAGGAAAAAAUUUGGACUAAAUCUACAAAAUAAAGCAUUCAUAUCAAUAAAUGCUGUACCGUACCGAAGUACAACAAAUAAACCAUCACUGUAGAUGGAUACUAAUAGUGAAAAUGUGGCUUUAUGAAUAAAAAACAAUACAUGGUAUGUCUGAUGUUAACUGAAGCUGCUUUGUAAAGUUAGCUCCUUAAGUUUGUUGUUUAGUCUCACAUGUUUUUACAAAUAAACACUAUUUACAAGGCAGUACCUUGCCAAUAUGAAAUGUUGAGAGUUACACCCAUAACUUUAUUGUAUCAAGGAACUAAUUUCAGAAUCUUAAGAUUGAUGAAGGGCUGCUUCUGGUCUCUUAAGCCACUGUUGGAACAACUGGUAGCAUGUUUAUCACAAUGACCUAUUUAGCAGCAAUUUGUGAAGAUGUGUGGUGAACGUAGCAACUAUCACAGAUACAUCAAUUACUGUGUACUGUAGCUUAUGCUGCGUUAAAGAUUUUAAUACUUGUUGACCAAAUAAUAAAGGCUAUACUCUUAAAAAAA